GUCGGAACGAUCGAACCCGUCGAGAUUCCACUGUAAUAUAUAUUUACAUAAUAUGCGUCGAGCACGUAUUAAGGCUUUGGCUGCUGUGCCACUUCGGAAGAAGGCUCUGCAGGAUUCGGUAGAUUCUAUUGAUGCUAACAAUGCGGCUGAUAAGGAAAAGAAAGAAGAAAACGUAUCUGACAUCAGAAUAGAACGAGAUGCUACUAAGGACGUUGCAAAGGUAAAAGAACAGAAAGAGGAAGACGUAGCUACGACUGAUAUAUUUGAACAAAAAGAACAAGAAGAAGAUGUAUUCAGCACUGAUAUACCGAAACAAAAGAAACAGAAAGAGGAAGAUGUACUUAAUACUGAUGUACCGGAGCAAGAAGCUGCCAAAGAUGUGAGAGUCCAAGAGGAACCUAUGAAGAAUGAACAAAACAAAGUCAGUUUAAGAGAGUCAGUUACAGUCGAAAUAGCAGAUUCUGAAGAAUUGAGUUCUCCACGAAAACCAGACUCUCAAGAGUUACGUGCUCAAGCAACGCUACGUUCUCAAGAAUCUCCGCGUACUGGAGUCAAGCUGGACAAAGUUACUGAUCAAUCGGUUCAGAAAAGUACUCUGCUACCAGAUGUGCCUGUAGUAUCAGAUAUAGCCUCUCCUACAAAGAUACAGACUCGCCCAUGUUUCAUGAGACCUACUCCAAGGUUGGACAGUGGCGGUAGAAUAAGAAAGAACAGUAUACAGGGAAGUGGUGCGAGCGCGAGUGAAUCAGAGGACGAACACAGCAAGCGAGUGCAAUCCGUCGUGCCGGGUCGCGUACGAAAUGAUUCCAUCUGUUCCGUACAAAGCAAUAAGGAAGGUACUACCAAUGACAAUCAAAACAGUCCUCCGAAAUUUAAAACGACGCAGAAAAAACGUAUGCUGGUGUCGGAAUCUGCGAGAAAGCUGGCUGAAGCCAGAAGGGAGUUUUUGCUGAAGCAUGAAAAUAGAGCACCUGAUAGAAGCCAAUUGAAAAUGUACGAUUUGAUAUACUAUAAUCCCGUGUCAAAUCCCAUGAAGAGAAUGCCAGUUGGACGAAGACAAGUGACUACGCCACAACCGGUGGAAAUUCCCAUGGCGGUGGAAGAGGAAGAAGAGGAUGAUCCAUCCAGACCAAAGGCAAUGCCCACGCCGCAGGUGAAAGUGGGUCCCGAUGGUGAAUUGAUAAUAGACGAACAAAGUCUCGUGAUAGAACAAACAGAUGCGAAAAGGGAUGAAGAAAUAUUAGCGAGCGAGGCUACUAUCGAGGACGAAAAUUCCCAUGGCGGUGGUUUCUAUAAGAAGCAUAAGAGGAGCAAGGAGUGGCCGAAAUGGGAAACAUUUAAAUUUUACAGAGUUUUAAAUGUAGUAGGUACGGAUUUUCUAUUGAUGCAAGCACACUUCCCGAAUAGAAGUAGACAAGAAAUUAAGCAGAAGUAUAAGAAGGAGGAGAGAGUUAAUCGACAAUUAAUCGAAAAAGCUUUGAAAUAUCAUCAAGAAUUUGAUACCGAUAUGCUGGGAGAGCAACUAGAAAUGCUGCAAAAACUAGAAAAUUUUCAAGACACGCCUAAAAGAGCACCGGAGAAAAUUAAGAACGGACAAUGCUUGAGUAGAACUGACAGAAAACGCAAGCAUCGAUUAGUAGCGAAAAGUAUCGGAGAGUGUGAGAAACUCUCCAACGAUCAAGGAACUGAAGAUACAACCAUAGAAUCGACAAACGGUGAAAUUGAUAUAGAAAUAAAUAGCGACAUAAAUACUGCUCAGCAACAUUUGGAAAAAAGAUGCAAAGCGCGGAAAUCGAAGAAGCGUUUGGAUGAUGAAUCUGAGAAAUUCGAUGAUUACAGUUCUGACACAGGUGCUGAUUCGGACAGCUCUGAGGAAGUUUAUCAACCCAGACCGACUAGAUCCGGCAGACUGACGAAGAAAAUAAGGAAACUACAAGCACCUGAUAUUAGUACGUCUAACAGUAAUACCGGGAAUGAAACGUCAAUAGACGAUAAGCCUAUGAUACCGUCACACGUAGCUGUCGAAGUUACAGAAUAUGUAAAUACAUCAGUUACGAAUAGUGGAAACACGGAAACGUCUUGUUCCGACAAUAUUAUGAAAAUAAUACCGAACAUUAAUCAAAUGGAGCCAGGAGCCUUGGUAAUCGUCUCGAAAGAAUCUACAGAGAAUCCUGGAAAUACUAUUUUACAAGUUUAUAUGGUUGCUUCGAACAUCGACUCCACCACAACAGUUACACCUAGCGCGGCAUCCGGGAUUGAGUCAUCGGAACCUUUAUCCAAUAAAUCGGAAAAUGCCGAACCGAAUACGAUUAACAUUGUGGAUGACGCUGAAAAGUGAUUUUUUGCAAUUAAUUAUAAUCUAACUUAACCCUCCAUUUGUAAACGUUUUUUUGCACCCUCGGAGCGUAAACAUGGGUCUGUCAUGUUUGAAUCUAAAAAAAUUUACAAAAUAUCUGUCUACAUUGGCUGCGUUCAGCGAAAAAAGCAAUUUGCAGUGAACGCUCAAUGAUUUUUUAUUAUGAUUGGUUUCCACAAUUAGAAACGGGGAAGAA
Temnothorax curvispinosus is the source of this 2552-nucleotide messenger RNA. It is a transcript of the gene Bdp1, whose product is annotated as transcription factor TFIIIB component B'' homolog. Gene Ontology annotation, biological process: RNA polymerase III preinitiation complex assembly. The transcript has 6 exons. Bases 53 to 2338 code for a protein of 761 amino acids. Lineage: Eukaryota; Metazoa; Arthropoda; Insecta; Hymenoptera; Formicidae. The record is from RefSeq and is a predicted model, not a curated record. Gene Ontology annotation, cellular component: transcription factor TFIIIB complex. Gene Ontology annotation, molecular function: TFIIIC-class transcription factor complex binding.